AUGACUCAGGGCUUUGUAACAAAGGUAGAGCAUAUGGUCAGACAUAAACUUCCUUUUGCUCUCCAGGUGACCUUCUACGAGGAGAGGAACUUUGGGGGCCGUUCCUGGGACUGCAAUGGAGACUAUGCUGACUUCUCCCCCUACCUCAGCCGCUGCGGCUCCUUCAGGGUGCACAACGGCUGCUGGAUGAUGUACGACCAGCCCAACUACAUGGGCAUGCAGUAUUUCAUGAGGAGGGGAGAAUACCCCGAUUACAUGAGCAUGUGGGGUUGGCACAACUCCAUCAGAUCCUGCCGCUUCAUUCCCAUGCACAGAGGAAACUACAGAAUGAGGAUCUACGAGAGGGAGAACUUUGGUGGUCAGAUGCACGAGAUGAUGGAUGACUGUGACAGCAUCAUGGAUCGCUACCGUAUGAACCACUGCCAGUCUUGCCAUGUGAUGGAUGGCCACUGGCUCAUGUAUGAGCAGCCCCAGUACAGAGGAAGACAGUACUACUUCCCUCCUGGAGAGUACAGAAGCUGGAGAAACAUGGGAUACCCUGACAUGAGAUUCAUGAGCAUGAGGCGCAUCAUGGAUUCUUGGUACUAA
This is a messenger RNA of Engraulis encrasicolus (European anchovy), 588 nucleotides long. RefSeq names its product gamma-crystallin M2-like. Gene Ontology annotation, molecular function: structural constituent of eye lens. Gene Ontology annotation, biological process: lens development in camera-type eye; visual perception. Bases 1 to 588 code for a protein of 195 amino acids. The record is from RefSeq and is a predicted model, not a curated record. NCBI's taxonomy places the organism in Eukaryota, Metazoa, Chordata, Actinopteri, Clupeiformes, Engraulidae. The transcript has 3 exons.